AUGAAUGUAGUUUUGGUCGGUUUUGAUAGGAAGAAGGUGACUGUGUUUGUAGAUGAUAUUUUGAUUGCUAGUGAGACUGUUGAAGAGAAUAUGAAACUGCUUGAAAGGGUGUUAGAACACUUGGGAGAGACUGUGUGUGAGUUAAAGGGUUUUUUGGGUCUGAUUGAGUUUGGGAGGAAGUUUAUCAGGGAUUGUUUGGGUAUAAGGAAACCGUUAACUGAAUGGACAGGGAAGAAAAAUUGUGUGAAGCUGAAGUGGGAUGAGCGAAUGAUGGAAGCAUUUGAGAGAUUGAAAGAGGAGGCUUCUAGAGAUGUUACCUUGGCUUUCCCAGACUAUAGUGAAGAAGCGAGUAAGCUUGAGCUGUAUGCUGAUGCAAAUUUGGAGAAUAAGAGUUUGGUUGAGAGUGUAGAUGAGCUGCGUGCAAAAUUGAUGAGUGAAGUACAGAAGGAAAGGGCGUAUACAGAGGAGCAAGGUAUGGAAGAAGAGAUGAUUGCGAAUGGUUUGCCUGAAAUGACUGUGAGAAUGAUGACGGAGAUUUUACGAAUGAUGAGUAAAUGUGACAACAAUUGGGAUAAGUAUGUAGGGCGUGCAGUGUGGGUAUACAACUCCACACUGCAGAAGAGUAUAGGUAUGUCUCCGUCCAAAAGUAUCUUGAGACUUGACUCCAGUAAUGACGACGACGACAAUGACAAUGACGACGAUGACAAUGACGAUGACGAUGACAGAACUGUGCAGUUCAAUGAAUGUGAUGAUGAAUGA
Molecule: messenger RNA, 759 nt
Organism: Macrobrachium nipponense
Lineage: Eukaryota; Metazoa; Arthropoda; Malacostraca; Decapoda; Palaemonidae
Product: unconventional prefoldin RPB5 interactor 1-like
Exons: 5
Coding region: 1-759 (252 amino acids)
Molecular function (GO): nucleic acid binding
Source: RefSeq, a predicted model, not a curated record